Pocillopora verrucosa is the source of this 4214-nucleotide messenger RNA. The record is from RefSeq and is a predicted model, not a curated record. NCBI's taxonomy places the organism in Eukaryota, Metazoa, Cnidaria, Anthozoa, Scleractinia, Pocilloporidae.
UUCUACUGCAACAUUUCUUACAGGACCUUGUUUGCACACCAAGAAGAUUGCAGAGAAAGACGGUCUGGGUUUUCCUUUCAAUUCAGUCAUGAGACUUUCACUUGUCCUCGCUUCUCUUGUUUUCUUUUCUGCAGCAGACGUUAUCCUUAGUAAUGGUGUUCCUGACGUCGGCCAGCCAGGUAGCUCCUGUAGUCCUCUCGUGGUUGGCCAAGGUGUAAUUGUGCAAGAGAGUUGCACAAAAGCGCCAAGCCCUCGCGGAACCGUUUGUGACUUGGCAUGUCCGAACGGCAUGAAAUUAAUGGCACCCCCAUUUCAGCAGUGUGGAAAUGAGGGGAUCUGGACUCCACCCACUGGUUCCAUCCGUUGUGGAGAUAUUAAUGAAUGUGAAUACGAUAAAGGAGGCUGCAGUCAUGAAUGUGUGAAUGAUGUGGGUAGUUUCCACUGCACCUGCCCUCAUCCGCUGGUUCUAUCUGAUGAUAAACUCAAUUGUAGAGCUCCUGGUCUGCUCCUAAACUGCAGCACACAUGCUAUCGAGGUCACGGUCCCUAAAACAGCUUUGCGCGACCUGCAAGGAGACUUCCUUAGCCUCCUGGACCCAUCAUGUCCCGUAAUUGAGACACCCACACAUUACAUCUUCAAGACUGGAUUGGACAAGUGUGGCACCAAGAGACGCAGUACUAUGGACUUCAUCGUCUAUAGCAACAAAAUCGUGGAGAAGAAGGCUGCUCCUGGAAGCAUCAUUACGCGGGUUGGAGAGGAUGAAUUUGACAUCCCAUUCUGCUGUUAUUACUUGAACAACGGUAUCACCUCAGCGGUUGGAAUCAAACCAGUGGUAAAGCAGCUAUACAUCGAGGAAGAAGGGUAUGGCCGUUUUUCAAUCCGCAUGGAUUUCUACCAUGGCGAAGAUUACCAAGACGUUCAUUCGUGGAGUGACUUUCCAGUGGAGGUACCAUUCCGUGAGCGAUUGUACUUUGAAUUGUCCAUUGCUACUUUGGACCAAAGUCUCGAGAUUAUGGCGGGAAAUUGCUGUUCCACACCUACCGCUGACCACAAAAAAGUGGACAGGUUCAGGCAUGAACUUAUUCACGAAGGGUGCCCGGUCGAUGAUACAGUAAAGAUGGAAGAUUCACCUUCUCGACAGAAGAAACGCUUCAGCGUCGAAGCCUUCAAGUUUGUGGGUGAUUUCCCCUUCGUAUACCUCCACUGCAGUGUGGUGGUUUGUAGAGCAAAUGAUUCCGACUCACGCUGUUCCAAAGGGUGUGUCCCAGGCCUGCACGUGAAUCCGCCAUGGGACGUCAUGGAGAAGCUGAAAAAGGAAGAGGAAGCGGAGCACCGAGCCAAGCGAGCCCUAGACUAUAAGGACCCCAACUAUUUAAUCUCAAAGGGGCCCUUUUCUUUAAACGAGGAAAGUUUAAACGAUGAACCUGUGAUUGAUCUGAAAGGACCUCGACGGGAUCAGUCUAAGUUGGAGGAAGAUGAACAAGGAAAAGACGAAGAAAAGAAAGGGUGGAACUCACGCGUGACAAACGGUCUAAUGAUUGUAAUUGCUGCAGCAAGUGUCCUCGCUCUCGUGGGUGUCAUCCACGUCACACGCGUGAUGAAACGCGGCCGCAAUUACAAGGUGGUCGAUCGGUUUUUUAAGUCCAAAAUUUUGUUGACUUUAGUUAGGUUUUGCUGGGUGUGGGAAAGAAAAACCUUUCCCUCUACCAAUCUAGCAAAAAUGUACCGUUACCUACUACUAAUAUGUCUUGCAUUGUUGGACGAUGUUACAGCUAAAAUACCUGCGGCACCUGGUGAGAAAAAGUGUCCGGCCCUUAAAGUCGGAGCCCAUGUGAUAACCGAUCAUUCCUGCACUAGUGGCCCUAGCGACGUCGAUACAGUUUGUUCAUUUGAGUGUUCCAAGGGAUAUCAGCGAAAUGGUCCGGGACAUAAACGUUGCCAGUUGGACGGCUCUUGGACAAAUGGUGAUGAUCCUGUCAAAUGCGAUGAUGUGAAUGAAUGUGAUACCGCCAAUGGAUUCUGCAGUCACCUCUGCAUGAAUAAACCUGGAAGUUACAAGUGCAAGUGUCCUCCUCCACUUAUAUUAGAUCCAAAAAAUCAGAGGAAAUGCAAAGGUCCUGGUGUUCAACUUACUUGUGAUACAAAUCACAUGGAGAUCGUUCUACCCAAAAACCUCAUCCACAACCUGCAUCACGAGCACCUGAGUCUCAUCGACCCAAGCUGUCGAGCAAAUGGUAACGCCACACACUACAGCUUGUCAACAGACAUCACAAAAUGCGGAACCACUUCCCACGUGUACAAAAACUUCAUCGUGUACACCAACAGGGUGAUCGAAUCUCCUAACGAAGACUCGGACGUCAUAACCCACGUAGGUGUAAACGAAAUCAAAGUUCCAUUCAGUUGCUACUUCAACGACCUGGAAAUUGUCCAUACCGUCGGAUACAAACCGGUAGCACAGAAAAUCCACGUGUACGUUAAAGGACGCGGUGAAUACGCUUUGAGUCUGGACAUAUUUAAGGAUGAGAGUUACGGAGAAGGAUCUCGGGCUUUGGCGCCAUCGUCGGCGAAGUACACACAAGACGACUUCCCCAUCGAAGUUCAUCUCCGUGAGCGAGUUUUCGUGCAGGCAUCGUUGGACACUCGCGAGAAGGAUCUAAAGAUAUUUGCAUCUAACUGCUGCUCGACACCAAUGCAAGAUCACGAGGCUACUAUGAAAUUCAGGCACGCGUUGAUUGUGGAAGGUUGUCCCAGGGACCCUACAGUUCAAUUCCAUUCCUCCUCUGACCCGACGAAAUUUCGGUUCAGUUUCGAAGCGUUCCAGUUUCUUGGCAACCACGAUUACGUCUUUAUACAUUGCCGUGUCCAUGUGUGCGAUGUUAACGAUAACAAGUCCCGCUGUGCGAAGGGAUGCCUGCCAGGAUUCGGUAAGCCGCCGGUGCAAGAUCAUCCUGGGAAGAUUAAAAAAGCUCAGACUCCAGAAAAACUAGCUCAGCCGAACGGAAAGAGCGUCAAGAAGGUGGUGGCCUCAGGUACCAGCAAGAAAGCAGAGGUUCGCUCGGCGAGCAAGAAGAGCACCGUGAAAGCUGCAGCUAAAGUCUUAGUGAAAGCACCUUCGAUAACCAAGAAUAAGGUUCAAGAUCAACCCAAGGUAUCAAAGAAGACAGAUGCCGAGAUUGAAUUACGCCAUCUCAUGAAACGUGCUGCUGCUACGCGUUUCCAAAAGAGAGGGGUGUUGGGUUCUACUGACUUAACCUCCAUAGGUCCAGUCUUACUCGAACAUGCUAAAAGAAAUGGCAAGAGAGAGCCAAGGCCUAAGAAAGUGUUCGCCGAUGCGAAAGGGAUUGGUAUGAACCAUGAUGUGAAGCAAAAAAACAAACGUACGUCUGUGGCUCCUAGUGCAACAAACAUUGUUCUAGUGGUGCUAACAGUAGCUUCCAUCAUGGCGCUGGUUGGAGUAGCAUAUCUUGGUCGCAAAGCGACAAAGAUUGUGAACAAUCCUUACAAUUACGACUCUUUAGCAGUCUAUCAGUAAACUUCAUCAGUCGUUAAUACUACAUCCUGUUUGUCCUUUGUGAUAUAAAAUUGGUUUUAGCAACCUUCAAUCUCUACAACGCUUGAAAAUAGUAGAAUUUAGUAUUAUCUUGGCCCUUCCGCAUGUAACUUUUAAGAGGUUCCACAAGGGAAAAACUUCUCGAGCAAUUCACUGAGAAGUGGCUCAUUUCACACUUUUUCAAAAGCAUUAUGAUGGCAGAAAACUGGGUCAAUUUUUCUAGUUCUGUUUUUCUUAUAUCUUUUCUGUUUAAUCUCUUUCUGCUUCUAUCUGUUUCAAAAGUGUUUACUCUUGGUAAUAAAGACAUUCUUAAAUACGCAAACUUGUCGAGAGCAAACAUAUGCAUUUAGACUGCAAGCUGCCCCUCCCUUUCGGCGAAGUCCGUUGUGCAAGCGCCUCACUUCCGGAGCUCCCCGCGGCCCACUAAUAUCAAUAUUUUUUUCAUUAAAUAUUUUUUUGAUUUGAGCGACGGACUUUGUUGCAAAGGAGAGACUGCUCGUAGUCCAAUAAUUCGAAAUACACUUUAAAAAACUGUUUUAUCGAUGUUUUUAUAAAAAAAAAUCGUGUGUGGGCAAGUUAGGUAGUCCUCUUAAAAAGUUAGAGCCGCAGAGAACUAAUAAUUAUUCUUUUAUCUUUCCAGUAAACGUACAGGAAUCUGAUACAA